GCCUGAACCAAAGAGCAGUGUCAGAGUGAGAGUCUUGACAGAGAAGCAGCAGUGAGAUGGGGCGGUGGUGGUCGCCGGCGUCGGCGGCAGUGGAGCCGCGGUCGGUGCAGCUCCUGCUCGUGGGCGUCGCCCUCGUCGCCACUUCCUUCUACGCCGGCACCCUCUUCGGCUCCUCCGCCUCCCCUGCGCUCGUACUGCCCCCUCUUUCGCGCCCCGGAUUGCCAGAUUCCUCCAGGUCCAAAGUUGCAGAUGCUCCAAUGUUUACAAACAGAGUUUCUCUUACAUACCGGACGAAACCAGUCAGAGUUCCAGAUCAUGGAGUUGAUGUGUGUCCUUUGGAAUACAAUGAGUAUGUUCCCUGCCAUGAUGCGGCCUUUAUAAGCAGCUUAAAGAACCUGGAUAGAUCUAGGCAUGAGGAUCUUGAAAGUAUUUGUCCUCCACGAGAGAAACGAUUGUUCUGUUUGGUGCCACCACCAAAUGACUACAAGAUACCAAUAAGAUGGCCGACAAGCCGAGACUAUGUAUGGCAUAGUAAUGUCAACCAUUCACAUCUUGCUGACGUCAAAGGAGGACAGAAUUGGGUGCAUGAGAAGGGCAAGCUUUGGUGGUUUCCUGGAGGAGGCACUCACUUCAAACAUGGUGCAUCAGAGUACAUAGAGAGGCUGGGAAAUAUGACAACAAAUAAUACUGGUGAUCUCCGUUCAGCAGGAGUAGUUAAAGUUUUGGAUGUCGGAUGCGGUGUUGCCAGCUUUUCUGCUUAUCUUCUACCCCUAGAUAUUCAGACCAUGUCAUUUGCCCCAAAAGAUGGCCAUGAGAAUCAAAUUCAGUUUGCUGUAGAACGUGGGAUUGGUGCAAUGAUCUCUGUGUUGGCCACAAAGCAAUUACCUUAUCCUGGAAACUCAUUUGAAAUGGUUCACUGCUCCCGAUGUCGUGUUGAUUGGCAUGAAAAUGAUGGAAUAUUGCUCAAAGAGGUAGAUCGUCUUUUGCGUCCUAAUGGAUAUUUUGUAUACUCUGCUCCACCAGCUUACAGAAAAGAUAAAGACUUUCCUGUUAUCUGGAAGAAGCUAGUUAAUAUUACAACAGCAAUGUGUUGGAAGCUUAUCGCUAAGCAUGUUCAGACUGCUAUUUGGGUCAAACCUGAAGAUGAAUCCUGCCGACAGAAAAAUGCUGAUAUGAAGCUACUGAAUAUUUGUGAAUCUAAUGACAAUGUUUUGCCAUCAUGGAAAAGCCCGUUAAUGAACUGUGUGAGGCUUAACAAGGACAAAUCAGAGAUUCAGAAAUUGCAUUCAAGGCCUGAUCGCCUGUCGUUUUAUUUCAAGAGUUUGGAGAUGAUAGGAGUUACACCAGCAAGGUUUGAGAAGAAUAAUGAGUUUUGGAAGAAUCAGGUUCACAAGUAUUGGUCACUUUUUGAUGUUGAAAAGACUAGCAUCCGAAAUGUCAUGGAUAUGAAUGCUAAAUAUGGUGGAUUUGCUGCGGCACUAAGCAAUGACCCUGUCUGGAUUAUGAAUGUAGUACCUUAUACCAUGAGCAACACGUUGCCAGUUAUCUAUGACCGUGGGUUACUUGGUUCCUACCAUGACUGGUGUGAGCCAUUCUCAACAUAUCCUAGGUCCUAUGACUUGCUGCAUGCUUUCCACCUCAUCUCUCAUUAUGAAAGUCGCAAUGAAGAUUGUUUGUUGGAAGAUAUCAUGUUAGAAAUGGACCGCAUCAUUAGGCCCCAGGGUUUCAUCAUCAUUAGAGAUGAGAAGAACACUCUAUUGAGAAUCAUUGAUCUUGCACCGAAGUUCCUUUGGGAUGUUAGCACACAUAUGUUGGAAAAUGAGGAAAACGGGACAGAGCUAGUUCUGAUUUGCAGGAAGAAAUUCUGGGCUAUUGUUUAAGUUACACUUGAGCUGGAAGCUGCCAGAUCCUACCUUGGGGUGUCCUUUGUGUCAGUACAGAACAGAAAGUAAGGAGAACUUUUCAACAUAUUGUAGUUUGAGAUGUCGCUCCAGUGAACUGCAUUUUGUAGAUUUUAUCGACCUUUCUCUGCAGUUGAGAGUACUGCAUUGUUGAGAAAGCAUAUGGUACCAUCGGGAGGUUUCUCCACAAACUAUCAAACUAACUUGGGUCCUUUUUUUUU
Molecule: messenger RNA, 2122 nt
Organism: Panicum hallii
Lineage: Eukaryota; Viridiplantae; Streptophyta; Magnoliopsida; Poales; Poaceae
Product: probable methyltransferase PMT7
Exons: 7
Coding region: 57-1880 (607 amino acids)
Cellular component (GO): cytoplasm; endosome; trans-Golgi network
Molecular function (GO): methyltransferase activity
Source: RefSeq, a predicted model, not a curated record